CCUCUUUUUUCUUUCAGACGUUUCUCUGCAGAUGGACUCACUGCUCUGAUUCUCUGAUGUAAAAAUAUUUAAACUCUUCAUCACAUCGACACUUUGUUGGAUUUCUGGAUUAAAAUUUAGUUUCUGUUUGACCGACUGACUGUAAAGUGACUGAAUUUUUGGAGCAACUGGUUGAUUUAAGCAUCCGUUUCUUACGAUGUUGACCACAUCUGUCCUCCUGCUGCUCCUUGUCUCUGCUGUAUCCUCGUCUCCUGUUGCUCAGGAUGCCUCGGUGUGUUCCAGGACAGUUUGUGCUGCAGGUAGAGUUUGUGUUUCUACUGUCAGAGGAGAACCAGAGUGUCGCUGUUUAGAGCAGUGUGACUCGUCUGAACACUGGGUUUGUGGCAGCAACAAUAAAUCCUACAGGAAUCACUGCGAGCUGCACCGAGACGCCUGCACCUCCCAAACCAAGAUCCAUGUGGAGCACCCAGGACGCUGUCAGGAAAAACCACCAAAGACCGACAUGAGUCCCAUUGUGUGCUUCCUGUCUGACCGUGAUUGGCUGAGAGAACGAGUCAUCCAGUGGGUUCACAAAGAGGCCGAAUCAGACCAGGUGUCCCUGAACGCAUCAUCAGCCAGCAGCCUCCUGCAGAGUUACUUUCAGACGUACGAUAACGGAGAUUCUCAGCUCGACUCUAAAGAGUUCCUGAGGUUCCUGAAUCAUAACGAAACGUCUCUGAACCUGACAUUCUCUAACACUCUGGAGAUGAACCUACUGCUCAGGUCUCUGUGUGUCGAUGCUUUGAUCGAGCUGUCGGAUGAAAACGCCGACUGGAAGCUGAGUUUAACUGAAUUUAUAAACUGUCUGACGCCGACUUUUCAUCCACCUGAGAGAAAAUGUGCUCUGGAGGACGAGGUGUUGGAGGACGGAGCUGAGACUCACCUGGACUGUAAUAAAUGUGUCUGUGCUUGUGGAAACUGGGUCUGCACAGCUCUGACCUGCAGCGGAGAACAUCAGGUGGAAGAAAACAUUCAGGAAGGGGGAGAAGAUGAAGAGAUGACAGAAGAAGAAUUCAGCAGGAGAGUGGCUGAACUCAACGCUUUACAGGAGACCUUUGCCAUGGAGACCUGAGACCCCGCCCACUGAACCUCCAACAGCCAAUCAGGAGCUGAGGUGGUUUUAAACUCCAGAGAAGAAAACCUCAGAAUUUAGUUUUAUAUAUUCAGAAAUCUCAUCACAUUAUAUUUCUGAGAACUGAAGCUGCAUUUAUUUUAUUACAUCUUAUUUUUGCUCAUAUAUUAUUAUUUGGGCUGUAGUUUUUAAAAUGGGAUGAUGGAAAAAUGCCAAAUUCAAGUCAACACUGGGAUUAUUUUUAAGUUAUCUAUCAUUUACUGUCAGAUUUAUUCCUCAGGACUGGAGGCUGAAGGCUUUAGGAAACCCAUUAACAUUCAGGAGCUUGUUUUAGUAAAAUAGAACCAGGUUCUGAUGAUUUUACAGCCUUCAAUAUUAGCUUUUUAUGUUGAUUAUUAAUUAAUUUUCCCUAGACUACAGUCCUAAAUUAUUGUUUUGUUUUUAUUUAUUGUUUAUCGUUUUACACAUUCCAAAGACCGGACUUUGUUUUGAAUGUUUCCAUUUUCAUAAUUAAGAAUUUAUAGGACAUUUUUGUUUUAUUCCACACGUUUAAAAAUAAAUAAAAAAGAGAAAAUGGGUUUGUCAGAAUUAAUUUUAGAGGCUUCAAUUCAUUUCAGGCUGAAUAGAUUCAUUAUUAUUGAGAUGCUCUAGUCUGUUGUACUCUUUUGUUGCUCAAAUAAACAUUUUUGUGGAAUUAAUCCUUUAAAAAAUGUCAGAAUCUGAGAGUUUUUAAAAAUAUUUUUCAUUAAUUGACAUUAUUUUGGAGAAGUCUGUUUUCACUUUGACAUUAAAGAGUCUUUUUUUGGUAAA
Molecule: messenger RNA, 1921 nt
Organism: Amphiprion ocellaris (clown anemonefish)
Lineage: Eukaryota; Metazoa; Chordata; Actinopteri; Pomacentridae
Product: follistatin-related protein 1-like
Exons: 11
Coding region: 197-1111 (304 amino acids)
Biological process (GO): cell differentiation; multicellular organism development; regulation of BMP signaling pathway
Molecular function (GO): protein binding
Source: RefSeq, a predicted model, not a curated record